AUGGUGGGAGGCGCACACCGGCAAGUAUCCGCGCCAGCAGGGCGAGGGAAGAGGAACGAAGAGGACGCCUCCAAGGAGGUAGCGGCGUCCGCAAACGUCGCCGUCCAGGCUUUCACCCAACCACCGCCUGUUGCGACCUUCCGGAGCCCGGCUGAGGAAGGAUGCAGAAAGCCCCAGUCCCGGGCCAGGCAGAUCCGGCCGCCAGCCCAUGCCGGCGUGAGCCCGGCACCCCGUAGUCGGCCUUAUCCGGGAGGGGAGGGCGUAGGCUGCCAGGAGCCUGAUGCACGCAACCGGAGGGUCGACGCACGAGGUCACCAUGGGGCCCAACCGCACGGACGCCGCAGCCCCGGGCCAGUCGUCGACGAGACCACCAGAGUCGAGUCCGAGCGCCAGUGUCGCGCCAGCCCGCGGUCGCCCAAGCGCCGGCCGGCUAGAUCCGGCCAUCGGGCAACCGGAUCCGGCCACCACACCGCCGGAUCUAGCUGGAGCCCCGCCGAAGCCGCCUCUGGAGGAGUUGGCCGCCACCAUGAUGAAGCUCUGAUAAGUCAGUCUCAAGGAAGUUUGCACAGACAUCGCUCAACAAAUUUGCUCAGACCAGCUGCUGCUAUUUCAGUUGAACAAGAUGAAGUCAAUACUUAUCUUCCAAAAGGUGAUAUGUGGUCUAUGCACAAGUUUGGUGGAACCUGUAUGGGAACACCCCAAAGAAUCCAGAGUGUCGCAGAUAUAGUUCUUGGUGAUUCUUCUGAGAGGAAGCUGAUAAUUGUUUCAGCAAUGUCCAAAGUAACCGACAUGAUGUACAACCUUGUACAGAAGGCUCAGUCAAGGGAUGAUUCAUAUACAAUAGCAUUGGACGAAGUUUUCGAGAAGCAUAUGGCUGCAGCAAAGUAUCUCCUUGAUGGAGAAGAUCUUGCAAGAUUCUUGUCUCAGUUGCACUCAGACGUCAGCAACUUGCGAGCCAUGCUCCGUGCUAUUUAUAUAGUUGGGCAUGCGACAGAAUCUUUCUCUGACUUUGUUGUUGGGCAUGGAGAGUUGUGGUCUGCGCAGAUGCUGUCAUAUGCAAUAAAGAAGUCUGGGGCACCCUGCAGUUGGAUGGAUACAAGAGAAGUUCUAGUUGUAAAACCCAGUGGUUCUAAUCAAGUAGACCCUGAUUAUUUGGAAUCUGAGAAGCGACUUCAGAAAUGGUUUUCUCGGCAACCAGCUGAGAUAAUAGUUGCUACAGGGUUUAUUGCAAGUACAGCUGAAAACAUUCCUACAACUCUAAAAAGGGAUGGAAGUGAUUUCUCAGCAGCCAUAAUUGGUUCUCUUGUCAGGGCACGCCAGGUCACUAUUUGGACUGAUGUUGACGGGGUAUUUAGCGCUGAUCCUAGAAAAGUUAGUGAGGCUGUGAUCUUAAGCACUUUGUCUUACCAGGAGGCCUGGGAAAUGUCAUAUUUUGGGGCGAAUGUUUUGCAUCCGCGCACCAUUAUACCUGUGAUGAAAGACAACAUUCCCAUUGUUAUUAGGAGCAUGUUCAAUCUCUCUGCCCCUGGAACCAUGAUUUGCAAGCAGCCUGCCAAUGAAAAUGGUGAUUUAGACGCAUGUGUCAAAUCAUUUGCUACCAUCGAUAAUUUAGCACUUGUUAAUGUUGAAGGAACUGGAAUGGCUGGUGUUCCAGGUACAGCAAGUGCUAUAUUUAGUGCUGUUAAAGAUGUUGGAGCUAAUGUUAUCAUGAUAUCUCAGGCUAGCAGUGAACAUUCAGUAUGCUUUGCUGUUCCAGAAAAGGAAGUUGCUGCGGUUUCUGCUGCCUUACAUGUUAGGUUUCGUGAGGCAUUAGCAGCAGGGAGGUUAUCUAAGGUUGAAGUUAUUAAUGGUUGCAGCAUUCUUGCUGCUGUUGGUCUGAGGAUGGCUAGCACUCCUGGAGUCAGUGCAAUACUUUUUGAUGCGUUAGCAAAGGCAAACAUUAAUGUUCGAGCAAUAGCUCAAGGUUGCAGUGAAUACAAUAUUACUGUUGUAUUGAAGCAAGAAGAUUGUGUAAGGGCUCUGAGAGCUGUUCACUCAAGGUUUUUCCUCUCCAAAACUACACUUGCUGUUGGGAUCGUUGGACCUGGUUUAAUUGGUGGAACACUCCUUAACCAGCUGAAGGAUCAGGCUGCUGUUCUCAAGGAAAAUAUGAACAUUGAUCUGCGUGUCAUUGGAAUAACUGGCUCAAGUACAAUGCUUUUGAGCGACACGGGAAUAGACUUAACCCAGUGGAAACAGCUUCUACAAAAGGAAGUGGAACCAGCUGAUAUUGAUAAUUUUGUCCAUCAUUUAUCUGAUAAUCACGUAUUUCCGAACAAAGUUUUGGUGGACUGCACAGCGGAUACAAGUGUAGCAUCCCAUUAUUACGAUUGGUUAAAGAAGGGUAUUCAUGUCAUCACGCCGAAUAAGAAAGCAAAUUCUGGGCCACUUGAUCGGUACCUGAAAUUACGGACUCUGCAGCGUGCCUCAUACACUCAUUAUUUUUAUGAAGCAACUGUUGGUGCUGGCCUCCCAAUCAUUAGUACCUUGCGAGGUCUUCUGGAGACGGGUGAUAAGAUACUGCGAAUUGAGGGCAUUUUCAGUGGAACUUUGAGUUAUAUAUUUAACAAUUUCAAAGGAACAAAGACGUUUAGUGAUGUUGUUGCUGAAGCAAAAGAGUCAGGAUACACUGAACCUGAUCCAAGAGAUGAUCUAUCUGGAACUGAUGUUGCCCGAAAGGUCAUUAUCCUUGCAAGGGAAUCUGGUUUGAGGCUUGAACUUUCCGAUAUUCCUGUGAAAAGCCUUGUGCCAGAAGCACUUGCAUCAUGCUCGUCAGCAGAUGAAUUCAUGCAGAAGCUACCAUCUUUUGAUGAGGACUGGGCCAGGCAACGCAGUGAUGCUGAGGCUGCAGACGAAGUCCUGCGUUACGUUGGAGUGGUGGACACGGUGAACAAGAGGGGACAGGUGGAACUACGUAGGUACAAAAGGGAUCACCCGUUCGCGCAGCUCUCCGGCUCUGACAACAUCAUCGCCUUCACCACCUCGAGGUACAAGGAGCAGCCACUGAUCGUGCGGGGUCCAGGCGCGGGCGCAGAGGUGACUGCGGGUGGAGUCUUCUGCGACAUUCUGCGGCUGGCGUCUUACCUUGGCGCUCCUUCCUAG
Molecule: messenger RNA, 3141 nt
Organism: Miscanthus lutarioriparius
Lineage: Eukaryota; Viridiplantae; Streptophyta; Magnoliopsida; Poales; Poaceae
Source: the annotation of a GenBank genome assembly